Chara braunii is the source of this 1225-nucleotide messenger RNA. The record is from the annotation of a GenBank genome assembly. Lineage: Eukaryota; Viridiplantae; Streptophyta; Charophyceae; Charales; Characeae.
GAGUGACGGGCAAGAGAGAGUGGAGGAUGAGGCCGAUUAUCAUCCUAUGGAGGGUGGUGGAGCAGAGUCCACGGAGGAGCUCCAUGCCCAGAUGGAAACCAGAGGAGGAGCAGCGGCUGGAGCAGUUGCAGAGAGAGUGGGCAGGUAGAGAUGCGUACAUGGCGGAGCAGCAGCGUCUUCGGGACUUGGAGACGGGUACUGAAGUCCCUGAUGCGGGCGGUGUCGAGCAUAGCGUUCCUACAGUCCCGCACCCGUUUGCAGCCGAUGCAGCAACACCCGACACCCCAAUGCCCGAGACGUCGCCCCAGGGAGAUGUCGACUCUGGGUCCACGAUGGGAGGAGACUUAGGUGCGUCUGAGUAUGGAGAUCCGGCCGUGUCCAACGUCAUAGUUGGACUGUGUGCGGCGGGCACGUUGCAGCCUGAUCCUCCAGCCACUCAGGAGGCAGUUCCUACGGACGGCGAUUUAGGCGAGUUGGAUGGAUGCCGCAGACCUGAUGCGGACGGCGAUGAUGGGGCGGGUGAUCCCGACCGUCUUGCACCUGCGCACAGUGCCGGUUCAGGUCGGUCGUCACACGGGCCGAUUGGGGGUGACGCAUGUGGACCUGUACAGGGUGAUGCACAUGUGGACGAGGCCGGAGGCAGUAUUUCGUUGGUGUUGGUGUUGCGUGAUCCUUCACCGGUGGCGCACGAGGAUCCGUCACAUCCUGCGGAGGGUGGAGGUGGUGUUGAUGAGGAGGGGGAGGGCGAUACAGCACAUGACCGUCCUGACCCCGUGAGAGCAGAUAUGGAGGAGAGGCAGAUUACACCAGGCCUACUUGACCCUGACGCGUUGCACCGUGCGCUAGUGGAGGAUCCGAUUAGCAGGGGACCUGCAGGAUCUCUCGGGGUCGGGGUUCGCUCGCCCCCGCUUUACACACCUUUCAACCCUUUGUAUUUUGGCUCUCCUGCGAGCUUGGAGCACGAGCAGCAGCGUUUAGAGUCUAUCAGACCAGCAACUUCGGGUGCACGUACGACUCGCACCCCCCCAGUUACACCUCCUCCACGGACUACGCUCCACGGUACUCCAACAACUAUCACGGGUAGUAUUGCCGAGAGAGGCCACAUGCCGUCGUCGUUGGUGGCUCGCCUCGACACACAGCAGUCGCUUCACCGUCCGUAGAGCACAAUGCGACGAGUUGAUGAUGGUGUGAGGGGUGAUUUUGCGGCGCAGCAGGCACGGUUGAG